AUGCGGAGUGUGCUGAACAGCCAGGACAUAUUCGAGAAAUUGUUUUUGAGUCCUGAGUACGAUCGAUUUCUUGAUCGCUAUCGUGGAACCGCGGCAAGUCGGAAGAAGCUUCGCUAUAUCACGGAGCUCAUCCGCGAUAACGGGUUUUGGAGUAGCUUGAGGACAGUAGUACGCCUUCUCGAUCCCAUCAUUACGGCGCUCCGGGCAUUAGAAACAGACAAUACGUUUGUGUCGGGUGUGUAUCGGUGGUUCCGGUGGCUUCGUUAUCAUUCGGCUUACGGCGUCACGUCACCCGACGAAGAACAGCAGGAUGAUGCGGCGGGUCCACCGACGGAGCCGCAGAAUCGCGUGGUGGAGCGGCAGAACAACAGAGAAGCGCAUGGACCUGCGCGAGAUGGAAUCGAACUUCUGAGCGACACAGUAGAGCGCAUAACUCCCACCAGCAGCGCUGACAAUGAGCUUCAAAGUGUAUUGGCAGAGGAUGAAAGCAUCCUUACUGGAGAUGACUACAAGAAGGUUGCAACUUUAUCGCUCGUCGAGUUGCAAGGCUGCUUUCGUGAAAAGAUCAAGAAGCGCUGGACGUACGUGCACACCAACGCAAUGGGCAUUGCAUUCAUGCUCGAUCCUGCUACGGAUCUUGACGACUUUGUUGGCAUGGACAGCGAGAAGGUAGAUGACCAAGCCUGCCAAAUGGCGGUACGUUGCGGCAUCAUAACGGCAGUGGAUAUACCUAAGCUAACCGCGGAGAUUCUUGAGUUCAAGACUGAAAAACGGCGUGGUGGUGAAGCUGAGCGGGUAAAGUUUUCUGAGUCAAGUCCGCAGUACUACUGGGGCUCGAAGAGUGAGAAGAAGUCUUUCCGGUACCCGUAG
Phytophthora sojae is the source of this 870-nucleotide messenger RNA. RefSeq lists its product as hypothetical. NCBI's taxonomy places the organism in Eukaryota, Oomycota, Peronosporomycetes, Peronosporales, Peronosporaceae. The record is from RefSeq and is a predicted model, not a curated record. The coding region runs from base 1 to 870 and encodes 289 amino acids. The transcript has a single exon.